Molecule: messenger RNA, 1575 nt
Organism: Penicillium longicatenatum
Lineage: Eukaryota; Fungi; Ascomycota; Eurotiomycetes; Eurotiales; Aspergillaceae
Product: sugar porter family MFS transporter
Exons: 6
Coding region: 1-1575 (524 amino acids)
Biological process (GO): transmembrane transport; carbohydrate transport
Cellular component (GO): membrane
Molecular function (GO): carbohydrate:proton symporter activity
Source: RefSeq, a predicted model, not a curated record
AUGAUAUCCAUCAAGCAAACCAAACUGAUUCGGCCACCCCCUGGUACCGACUCCCUCGAAGUCCGGGUGGGUAACACGCCUUAUCUCUACGCGGUCACAGCCUUCGCGUCCCUAGGAGCGUUUCUUUUCGGAUAUGAUCAAGGGGUGAUGGGUGUGAUCGUGGCUGAUCAACGAUGGAUUGAUCUGAUGCAACCGAAGAACUCCUGGGUUAUAGGCAUGGUUGUAUCCUUAUACGAUGUCGGAUGCUUUUUUGGGGCCAUGUCACUCGGAUACCUUGCAGACCCAAUCGGGCGUGAACGGACCCUUGCUGUUGCUUGUUUGGUAUUUAUCGUCGGCGCUGUCCUUCAAGCGACAUCAUACUCGAUUGCACAGAUCACAAUUGGUCGAGUGAUUCUAGGAUAUGGCGUUGGCGCGUGCGCAGGUGGUGUGCCUCUCUACGUGGCCGAAUUGUCCCCACCGGCUAUUCGAGGCCGAAUCGUCGCCAUCGAACAAAUGAUUCUGUGUCUGGGAGAAUUGGCUGCAUUCUGGAUGAACUAUGGGUUCAACUUCCUUCAAACAGAUGACUGGUGGCGCAUUCCGUUAGCCAUCCAGAUAUUACCUGCAGCGAUCCUUGCUCUUGGGUGUUGGUUCUGGCUUCCUCCCAGUCCCCGAUGGUUGGUUAGUCAAGACCGACAAGAAUGUGCCAGAGAGGUUCUUACAAGACUUCACGGAUCCGAGGCAGCUGAUCUAGAAAUUUUGGAGAUUCAGGCCUCGAUUGAUUUUGAGCACGUUGUCAGCGAGGCGACUUGGAAAGACAUGUUCACCAAGCCGGUUUUGCGAGUGACUCUUUUGGGAAUGGGUGUCCAGUUCCUCCAGCAGAUAACAGGUACCAACUCCAUUCUUUACUACACUCCAUCUCUAUUCGAACGAGGAGGAAUCAAGGACCCACGCACUGCGAACCUUGCAACAGGAGGUGUGGGUAUUGUGCUGUUUGUCUUCUCUUGGGUGCCAAUCUUUUACUUUGAUCGAUUGGGUCGGAAGACAUGGCUGCAGAUUGGAACCGUCGGAAUGAUGGGGGCCAUGAUUGGGAUUACUGUGCUGCAGUGGCACGCUGGGCACCACCCCGAUGACAGUGCAAACUAUACUAUCAUCAUAUUUCCAUACCUGUUCUAUGUGUUUUUCAACAUCAGUUGGGGCGUUGGGUCAUGGACCUACGCGGCUGAGAUCUUCCCCGGGUCUAUGCGAGCCAAGGGCAAUGCUCUCACCACCGCGUCACUUUGGGCGGCGUGCUAUAUUGUUGCACAGGCAAGCCCACCCAUUGGUGAUGCCAUUGGCUGGGGUCUGUACAUCAUAUACUCGGGCAUCUGUGUCAUUGCUUUCUUCUUUGUCCGAUACUGUCUAGUGGAAACUCGGGGGCGGUCACUCGAGGAGAUGUCCCGACUGUUCGGCAUCGAGACCAGGUUGGCGGAGCGCAGUGCCAUCAACAAAAUGGCCACCGAAGAACACUUGGAAGACGUGGAGAUCGGGCGACUUUCAGACCAAAGCACUGAAAACCCUGAAUUAGAAAUGAUUUGCAUUGACACCGAGGCUAAUUAG